Fonticula alba is the source of this 613-nucleotide messenger RNA. RefSeq lists its product as hypothetical. The transcript has a single exon. The record is from RefSeq and is a predicted model, not a curated record. Lineage: Eukaryota; Rotosphaerida; Fonticulaceae. The annotation marks the transcript as partial.
GGGGCCGGGGCCGGGGCCGGUGUCUCUUCCCACCGUCCCCCGGUCGGUCGGUGCGGUGGCUGGCAAGCGCCUCCCGACGACGGCCGGCUCGGCGGCCGCCGAGGCGGCCCCCCCUCGGAAGGUUGGGGCCGCUCUUCCUCGGGCCCCUGGCGGCCGGAAGGCCUCCUCCUCGGCGAGCGUGCCGGCUGCCGCGCGCGGCGGUGUGGCCAAGGCCAAGGUUGCUGCCGCGGCAGCGGCGGCGGCGGCCGCCGCCGGGGCGACCGGCCAGAGCCGCGUGUCCAAGUCCCCGGCCACGGCCAAGCCGCCGGCAUGAUGGCCGGGUCUGUCCGCGCCCCGAAGGGGCGCACAUGUGCCUCAGUCUGCGGGUCUACGUGCGUGCGUGUGGGUGUGGGCGCGGGUGUCUCUUGCCGCAUGAGCCCCUCCCCCCCGCCCAAUCCCCACCCCGCUUGCCUCUUGUUCCUUGUUCUCUCUCUCUCUCUUCCCUUGUGUUUCCUGUCCUCUAGACCCGCGUUGGGAUCUGCGGCGCUCCCAUGGUGCGCGUGUGCGCGCUCGUUGGCCAACUACACAUCCCACAUCACAUGCUGCUCCGUCUGAUCGUGGGAACUCUCUGCAA